CCAAAUACGCGAACAAAAGAAUUCCUGAUUUGUUCUCGAGAGUAGUUUACUUAUCGUUCUUAGAGCCAGGAUGAAGAAAUUACGGUGAUAGGGUAUUUUGGAUUUUCUUUGAAUACUUCGCCGCGUGCUACUGUAGAAAUAAGAUUUGCAGUAGAAAAAUCCAACAGCGGUUGGAGGCCGAGGAGCCUUCUAAACCAUCUAGUAGAAAACGAUUAAGGAAUAAGGGAAGACGGGAGAAAAGCAACUAGCAAAAUGUUAACAUUACAGUUAGCGACCUUAUGCGUUAUUGCACUGUUUACAUCAUGGGCGAAUUCAGAGGAGUCCUGGUGCAAAGAUAACGAGCGAUGUUACGCAUACAGCGCAGAUCAGUGUAACGCAGACGAGUGGGUUCAGUUGAACUGCCCUAAGAUGUGUAACUACUGCACAGAUAAAUCAAGUACAGAAAAACAAGAUAUACCACAGUCCGCUGCCGCGCCAGCGCCAGCUUCAGCAUACCCAUCACAGGAUGCUGCAUAUCAAACGGGGUAUCCAGCCUACCAACAGGGAGGGCAGGCCUACCCUAGUGCGGCACCCGCCCCUGCUCCAGCUGCGCAAGCGUAUCCGUCAGCAGCACCUGCCACGGCAUACCCUACACAGGCGCCAGCUAACCCCACAGCGGCACCGGCGACAGCCUACCCCGCACAGGCGCCAGUUAACCCCACGGCGGCACCGGCGACAGCCUACCCUGCACAGGCGCCAGUUAACCCCACGGCGGCACCGGCGACAGCCUACCCCGCCCAGGCGCCAGCUAACCCCACGGCGGGAACAGCGUACCCCACCCAGGCACCAUUUAACCCCACGGCGGCACCGGUAUACCAAACAGCGGGUCAGCCUGCUCAAAGUAACCCUACUCAGUCUGCGCAACCGAUGGGAAAUUUCUUUGCUGCAAACCAAGAACAAGCUCAUCUGGCAGCCACAGGUGCUGCUCCUACAGCGGGUUACCCAGCACCAGCACAAGCUGCUACCUACCAGGCAGCCGCACCGUCUCAGGGCAAUCCCACGCAGGCUCCUGCCUACCCAACAGGUGCUGCACCGACAGCAGCAGCGCCAUCCUACAUGCCAUCAGGGCAGAACUCGUAUAACGCGCAGGUGCACAGGAACCCUCCCUUUACCGUGAACAUCCCGCCAAAGCCUGAGGAGGCUCAACAGAAUCGUAACGAAACAAUCAAGAUCUCUUUGGUCGACAAUCACCCAACUGGUCAACCUAGUCAGAACGAAGUAACGCUCGAGCCAAGCAUUAAAGACGGCAAGGAGAAUACGCGGAUCUCAUUUAUUGAUGAAAAGCCAACAGCAGCGCCACAGAGUUUUGUAUCGUUACCUCCUUCGAAUUCAACUCAACAGACGAUCCGAGUUUCUUUCGCGGGGCAACAGACUGGCUCUCAGGAGCCUACUGGGCCCCCAUUACAGAGGAACGUUACUGUUUUAUUCACGGGGUUUGAAAACGAGACGGUUAGCGUGCCACUGAGGAAUACGAGCGCUCCGCUACCAAUAAGGAACAUUUCAGUGAACUUUAACAGGGAACAGCAGGCGAAGACCUUCAAUGUGCCAGAAAGCACGACACGAGGGUGGGGUGGCCGCGAGCCACAGGAGAACGUAUCGGUGUCAUUCCGCGCGAAGGAUAACUAUGUGAUCGUCCAACAAAACACUGGAAAUGAUGGAAACUGGAGUCCAGCCAUUCCGACAGAAGAUUACAGGCCGCCUUGGUGUGAGGACCACGCUGGAUGCAGUCAUUACCCAGCAACCUCUUGUGCUCAGGACUGGAUGCAGUCCAACUGUCCGGCCAAAUGCGGACUGUGCGGAAACGAUCAAGCAAACCGAAGCAACCCUAAACAACUCAGCGUUACCGUGCCAACGGAGCUGACGUCAUCACUUGAGACUUCCCGUGAGCCCGUAGUAGUGAAGAUAGCCACGGAAGGCGGCAUUGCCGAGAUCGCGAGAGGACAGAAUGGACCAAUCAUGGAGAAGAUAUUGGUUCAGCUCCCAGGAAGCAUUGCAGGAUACACCAACACCAACUCCGGUGCGGCAGCAAACAGCACUGACAUCCCAGAAUCGAGAACCUGUUUCGAUCACGAUGAGUGCACACAGUACUCACAAGUUCAGUGCAAUGAGGAUUGGCUCAAGAUCAACUGCCCCAAAAAGUGCAAGUACUGCAGACCCGUGUGCGAAGAUACAAGCGCUGAUUGCAACCGUUACUCGAUCGAAAACUGCGACAACGACUGGAUGAAGGAGAACUGCAAGAAGUCGUGCGCGAGAUGUGAAGGAGUUGAUUAUCAACAAGAAGAUACAAGUAAAUUGCAUCCUACAACAGACAACGUGGCGAUCUCGGCGCAAGUCGGCACGGGAAACGUUACCGUUGAACCUCCCGAAAAUGCACGUUGUUACUACGACGGUAUGGAGCAUGCGCACCUUGAGCGCUGGUCCCCAGGCCCCUGCACGCCACAGUGCGAGUGUGAUAAUGGGAAGAUCCACUGUACGGUGAUUGAGUGCCCAAAGCUGAAAUGCAAGAAUGCUGUCAAGAAGAGAUGGAAGUGCUGCUCGGAGUGCCCGCCUGAGUCAGGUCUAAACUCGCACUGCACGGAAACAUCGAGGGGCGGAUGCUGCGUGUUUCCAUUCAUUUACAAAGACAAAUCUUACACUGAGUGCACGACUGAAGACUCCUUAGAGCCUUGGUGCGCUCUCACGGCGAACUUUGACGUCGACGGGAUGUGGGGAGCGUGUGGAGCCAAGAAGUCGAACCAGCCCAACGCGGAAAAGACUAUCAGGGUCAGUUUCAUGUCGAACGGAUUCCACGAUGAACCGAUCUCCAAACACCACUUCCUAGCUGAAGGUGUGGUCCCGGGCCUGUACUCCUCAUGGACAGAGUGGAACACGUGUUCUACAAGCUGCGGAGGUGGAACUCAAGAGCGCCGGCGACUGUGUCAGAAUCCCACGCAUGCCGUAAGCGGGGCAGACUGCUCGGCUUUGGGACCCGCUCUGGAGACAAGGGAGUGCAACGCUAGAGCCUGCCCCAUCGAUGGAGCCUAUAAUGACUGGAGCGAGUGGUCCAUAUGUGACGUCACUUGCGGUGGCGGAGUACAACAGCGCUACAGAGAUUGCACCAGUCCCUCGCCGUCCUUAGGUGGCCGCGACUGCGUCAAAACGGGACUGGGUCCAGCUGUCGUUACACGAACUUGUAACGAUGUACAAUGUCCAACACACGGAAUGUACACAGACUGGACGGGUUGGAGCACAUGUGACAAGUCUUGUGAUAAGGGCAAGAGAAAAAGGUUCCGGUAUUGCACAAACCCUCCCCCAGGGCCUGGCGGUCAUGACUGCUCAUGGUACGGGCCAGCAGAGGAAGAGGAAUGGUGUAACGACAAGCCUUGCGAAGUUGACGGUGGAUACUCGCAGUGGUCCCCAUGGACACCGUGCAGCAGGUCAUGUCAGGCAGGUGUCGUGUCGCGUCACCGCAUAUGCAACAGUCCCGCUCCUUCCUCUGGAGGAAAGGACUGCUCUAAUCUCGGACAAGGAUUCGAACAAAUGCCAUGCUUUCGGGAUGCUGACUGCCCUGCCACGGGUAACUGGUCAAGAUGGUCUGAUUGGACUGAAUGUACGAGAUCGUGUGGAGGUGGUGUGCAGUUUAGAAGUCGAGACUGCUUCCAAGAUGAUGCGACGUAUUGUACUGGAGAGCGCGUGCAGUCAAGGCUAUGCCAGAGUCAACAUUGCCCAGUAAAUGGAAACUACACGGAGUUUUCUGAAUGGACACCAUGUUCUACCACAUGUGGUGUGGGUAUCAAGACAAGAAAGAGGAGUUGUACCAAUCCUGCACCUCAGUUUGGUGGCAAAUCCUGCCAGGAACAAGGCAUGGGGCUAGAGGUUGAGCACUCUCAUUGCUACAGGCGAAUGUGCCCAAUUCAUGGUAAUUACACCCCCUGGACGCCCUGGACUGAGUGUUCAAAGUCAUGUGGUCCUGGUAUAAGAACCCGUGAGCGAACCUGUACUAACCCUCCCCCCUCCAGUGGUGGUCUCGACUGCCUGCGAUUUGGCAAUUAUGCACAGAGUGUUCAGUGUUAUGUGGCUGACUGCCCGAUCAAUGGAAACUAUUCCGCCUGGUCUAACUGGACUUCGUGCUCGGCGACAUGCGGUGAAGGUACCAUGACCAGAUCGAGACUUUGCGACAACCCGGAGCCCUUACACGGCGGCAAAGACUGCUCAAUGCUUGGACCGCGACUCGAGGCUAAAGUCUGUAGGAUGAAGGAGUGUGAUGUAAAUGGCGCGUACGGAAUGUGGUCUGGAUGGAGCACAUGCAGCAAGUCAUGCGGUCGAGGCUUCAGAAAAAGAACACGUGUCUGCAACAACCCCCCACCGAUGCAUGGUGGGAAGAACUGCUCCGAGCUAGGACUGGGAGACAGCGAAGAAAUAGGACACUGCUUCGACCGGCCCUGUCCUUUGGAUGGGGCGUACAAUCCGUGGUCGGCUUGGUCGACUUGCUCUGUGUCAUGCGGCGGUGGAGUUAUGUUCAGGCACCGGAACUGCACCAGUCCUCUGCCAAUGCAUGGGGGCAAGGACUGCUCUGCUUUUGGUCCAUCUACUAUGAGCUCAAGCUGCCAAGAUGAGCCCUGUCCUGUCAAUGGUAACUACGGUUACUGGAGCUCCUGGAGCGAGUGCGACAAGACUUGUGGAGGCGGCAAGCGAGUGCGCAUGCGUUCAUGCACAAAUCCCACACCUCAGUUCGGCGGCUCAGACUGCAGCGUGCUUGGUCCCGAAACUCAGACAGAGCGUUGUAUGAUCAAUACCUGCCCAGUGAAUGGUAACUAUAGCAACUGGUCAUUGUGGACACCAUGCUCAGUUACGUGUGGCGUUGGAAUUAUGGAGCGAAACCGAUUUUGCACCAAUCCGCCACCGGCUCUUGGAGGCCGUGACUGCAGUGAACUGGGGCCGGAGACGGAAAAGAAAAGCUGCGAGCUCGUUGAAUGCUCAUCUCACUGCACGUGUGGGGCCUGGGCGCCAUGGUCCACGUGCACGGCCACGUGUGGUGGAGGCUUCCAGGAGAGGACAAGAGACUGUGUACCACCCAAGCACGGAAAGAUGACGUGUCAGGAUGAGCUGAAGGAGACAAGACUCUGUCGACCCGAACCAUGCCCAAUCGAUGGCAAGUUCGCCGAAUGGUCUCCAUGGACGCCUUGUUCUGUCUCUUGUGGCAUUGGACUCAAGAACAGAACUCGGUACUGCGCACAGCCACCACCCAUGUUUGGCGGUAAGACGUGCGCUGAGCAGGCCCUGGGACCGGCGCUAGAAGUGUCAAACUGCUACCUGAUGCCAUGCCAAGUUAAUGGCGGCUACACCGACUGGGACGACUGGUCUGAAUGCUCUAAAUCAUGCGGGGUCGGAAAGAAAAAGAGAAGGCGUUACUGCACAAACCCUGAGCCCGCGUAUGGAGGACUAGGGUGUGAAAGGCUUGGCAAGCCACUGGAGGUUGUCGAGUGUUUCAACUCUGAGUGCCCAGUUCACGGCAAAUAUACACCCUGGACCGGAUGGUCUUCCUGUACCAAGACAUGUGGAUUUGGAAUCGAGACAAGAUGGCGGACAUGUUCCAAACCGGAGCCAAUGCACGGGGGGCGAGACUGUACGGAUCAAGGAGACCCUGAGCAAACACGUCCCUGUCAGAACAUACCAUGUCCCAUUCACGGUAACUACUCUAGUUGGUCCAGCUUCGGUGCAUGCUCGUCCUCAUGCGGCAAAGGCGUCAAAACGAGGACGCGGUCGUGCAGCAAUCCCGAGCCUGAGUACGGCGGUCUGACGUGCAGCGAGCAGGAAAUGGGACCUAAUACCGAGGUGUUAGACUGCCUUUCCCGGGAUUGCCCAAGUGACGGUAAAUGGGGGACGUGGUCUGACUGGGGGAGCUGCUCGGCAAGCUGCGGUCCCGGAAAGCGCAUACGAACACGAGAAUGUAACGACCCUGCGCCAAAGAGUGGCGGUAAAAUGUGCGAGGGAGCCAAGCAACAAACAGGCCACUGCGAGUUCAGCCCAUGUCCGAUUAAUGGCAAUUACACGGAGUGGAGUAAAUGGACCGAGUGCGAUCGGCCAUGUGGGACAGGAAUGAUGACGCGAUGGCGCUCAUGCGCGAACCCCAUACCCCAGCACGGCGGUCAGCUAUGUGACUACAUCGGACCAGAUACGGAGAGGAAGGCGUGCACCUUUGGCCCUUGUAAAACUGACGGAAGCUGGAGUUCGUGGACGGAGUGGAGCGACUGUACGCAGGAGUGUGGAGAUGGCGUCCGUACCAGGUCUCGGUACUGCGAUAACCCUUCACCAGCAGCAGGGGGCAGCGACUGCGCGGGAAAAAGCGAAGAGUACACAUACUGCAAAAAGAGGGACUGCUGUGACGUUCGUUACAAGUCAGUCGGUUGCUAUCGCGACCUUCACCUGACUCCACGCCCCAUGCCUGAACUUCUCUUGACGGAUGUUGACAAGGCAAGCAAUAUGUACACUGGUGUACAGAUGGAUGACCAACAGCUUCCAACGUACCUCCCAGAUCUUGUCUGCAGGUGUGCAAAGAUGGCGAACCUCAAAGGUUACUCUCACUUCGGACUCCAGGAUUACGGUUCAUGUUGGUCCGGGUCCCGUUCUGGGAUGACCUAUGACAAGGACGGUAUACAGGGGGCAUUUAUACAGAAGCCCGCGCCACACCCCUGGUUAGGCUGUAUCAACAAGAAUGACCAGCAGUGCGACAACUCAGACAAAUUCUGCGUCGGACAGGAGAGCUCGAACUUUGUCUACACUUUCUACAACAUCACACCCGUGGAUGGCGGCUACAGUGACUGGUCGGAGUGGACCGGAUGCUCAAAGACAUGUGGCACUGGUUUUAGGUCUCGUAUAAGGAACUGUACUAACCCUGUGCCUGACUACGGCGGUAAUGACUGCUCUAGACUUGGAGACAACGUAGAGACACAGUCAUGUGAUUCUGGUGUCAAAUGCCCAGUUGACGGUGAGUUCAGCGACUGGACUGAGUGGACCAAGUGUACAUCGUCUUGCGGUAAAGGCGUCCGCUCACGCAGCCGCUCAUGUACAGCGCCAGCGCCAGAAUUAGGAGGCAAACCAUGCGUCGGACCAACCGAGCAAACCAUGGCCUGCGACUACGGAGAUUGUCCUGUAAAUGGUACUUGGUCGCCAUGGACGGGAUGGCAGUCGUGCUCUGCCACAUGUGGUGAUGGUGUCCAGAGCAGAACCCGAACGUGCAACUUCCCGCAGGAUGCAAAACCAGGUUCCAUGUGUGAGGGAGAUGAUACUGAACAGAAGCCCUGCAAAAUUAAGAGAUGCCCUGUGAAUGGCAACUUCACGUCAUGGUCAUCGUGGACAGAGUGUAGUCGAUCUUGCGGCAAGGGAAUCAUGAGUCGCUAUCGAGAUUGUUCCAACCCGACGCCGAGAUUCGGCGGAAAGAACUGCAGCCACAUUGGAUCAGCCAGGGAGGUGGUGCACUGUAAUCCGCAAAACUGCCCAAUCCACGGUAACUGGGGUGCGUGGAAGAUGUGGAGUUUCUGUUCCUCUAAGUGUGGGCCUGGCAAGCGCGAGCGCAUCCGCAAAUGUGAUAACCCCGCGCCCAGAUAUGGUGGUGCCGGCUGUCCGGGAUCCGACCGUCAAAUCAUGCCUUGCAGCUUGUCUGACUGUCCAGUUGAUGGCAAUUGGGGGCAAUGGUCUGAAUUUACACACUGCUCAGCUACUUGCGGCGCGGCUAAACGCUCAAGGACGCGUAACUGCGACAAUCCACCACCAGCACAUGGAGGCAAAUCUUGUGAAGGCGAUGAAAUGGAAGAGGUCUACUGCGAUCUUAAUCCUUGCAUGGUGCAUGGCGGGUACACGGAGUGGGGAGGCUGGACCCAAUGUGCUGUCACGUGUGGAGGCGGUAAGCGGCAGAGAUCACGUGCCUGUACCAGUCCCACGCCUGAAUUCGGGGGUCUUAACUGCACCCAUCUUGGUCCCGAUGUCCAGGAAGACGAUUGCAACACCAGGCCUUGUGCACGACCCGGCGGUUGGUCUAGCUGGUCCUUAUGGUCUUCAUGCUCCCGAUCUUGCGGUAAUGGAGUCGUGAAGCGGGUACGGUCGUGUAACUUCCCAGCCCCGUCCUACGGUGGCGCCGAUUGCCCUGGAGACGCCGAAGAGAUCAAGGCCUGCAAGCUCCAGGAUUGCUGCGAAAUUCGAUACCGAGACCUUGGCUGCUUCAGGGAUGACCAUAAUAUAUACCGACCUCUUCCAAAACUGCUCUUUGACGACAAUGAAAACCCGGCGGUCAUCAGGGAUGACUGGCCGUCCUACCUUUCAGAUCUCAUUUGCAGGUGCGCCAGAGAAACUCGUAAUAAUGGUAUGACCACUUUUGGGAUACAGAACAAUGGGGAAUGCUAUUCAGGGACUCGCGCAGCGGAGACGUAUUUCCAAGAAGGCGAACAGCUUCUCUUCAUGAAACGCACGCAACCUAAGCCCUGGCUAGGCUGUGUCGAUAAUGAAAACAAGGAAUGCCAUGGAAAUAAUCUGGAGUGUGUUGGUCAGGAAAGGACCAACUAUGUGUACACUCUAGAUAACGUGAUGCCUCUGACUGGAAAUUACACUGAAUGGAGUGCAUGGAGCGACUGCUCAAAGUCUUGUGGUGAAGGAGAGCGUUACCGCACCAGGAACUGCACCAACCCGCCUCCCGCAUGGGGCGGACUCGACUGCCGCUACAUCGGCGACGAUCGCCAGGAUGAGAAGUGCAAAAUCCGGGAGUGUCCAACUGACGGAAACUGGGGCACCUGGGGUACAUGGAGUAACUGUACUGCCUCGUGCGGACGUGGCUUUGUCAAGCGCUCUCGCGUGUGUAACAGUCCCCUGCCGUCUAACGGUGGCAAGCCAUGUGCUGGAUUCGCCCACGAGACGGCCGAAUGCGUUAUGACACCCUGUCCAGUCAAUGGUCAAUUCUCAGCGUGGAGCGCCUGGGGAGCAUGCUCAGUGACAUGCGGAAAUGGUCAUCAGAUUCGUACCAGGAAAUGCAAUGCUCCGACCCCUAUGUAUAAUGGCAAGUUUUGCGACGGACCGGAGAAGGAAUUCCAGAACUGCGAGGAGAAUGAGUGUCCAGGGUAUUGGAGCGACUGGACCGGCUGGACGACAUGCGAUCGGACGUGUGGCGCUGGAGGGAAACGCGAGCGAUCUCGUACAUGCCAAGGAGGAUCCAACUGCCCUGGUUCAGCAAACCAGGUGGAGAUGUGCGACGUACAACGCUGCCCACAUUGUUCACAUGACUUGGACCUGACAUUCCUUUUGGACGCCUCUGGAAGUGUGGAUGACGCACAGUGGAAGAUCACCAAGGAUUUUGUCCGUUCAGUCACCAGAGGAUUCAACCUGGCCGACAAUGGAACUCGAGUGUCGGUUAUCACCUACUCCACCAACCCCCAUAUGGAAGUCGCUUUGGAUGAAAAGAACGACAAGGAGGAGCUCGAUGCUUUCCUGGACAGCGUCUCACAACCACGAGGCGACACGAGAAUGGACCGCGCCCUGAACCUGGCCAAGGACCAGCUUAUGAAUGAUGAGAACGUAGCGCGUCAGUCAGUGCCAAAAGCGAUCAUCGUUGUCACCGACGGUGGCUCAAAAGCUAUGACCAAGAUUGCGACGCAAAGACGCGCGAGGGAGUUGAAAGAUAUGGAUGGCGCGACUAUUGCAGUCUUGGGUGUAGGAGAUAAUGUAGACAAAUUCGAGAUGCGGCAGGUCGCUAGUGAUCCUGAUCACGCGUUCCUCGUCAGCAACUACGAUGAUUUGAUGCAGUUCGUAAAGCUCGCUUCGGAUGCGGUGUGUUCCGCCAAGCCUCCCCCGCCACCACCGAAAUGGGGCGAAUGGAGCACCUGGAGUCCUUGCAUGAAGACAUGCGGUACUGGAGUUAUGAUGAGACAACGUGACUGUUUUACAGGCUCUAACUGCCCGGGCCCACGAACGGAUACCAAGAAGUGCAAGGUCCAGAACUGCCCAACUUGCAGCCAGCCAACGGACCUUGCGUUUGCCAUCCCUUUAUCGAGUAACAUCAAGGACAGAGACUGGCAUCACAUCCAAAACUUCGUCAAGGGGACAAUUGGCGCAUUCAACAUCACAUACGACGGCACACACAUUGGAAUCCUGUCCUACUCAUCCCUUGCCACUAUGGAGCUGAGGUUUAAUCGGUUCUUCUACGUAGAAGAUAUCAUGAAUAAGAUUGAUCAAAUAUACCCAGAAGCAAACAGUGAAGAAGGCACGCGACUUGAUGAUGCCCUUCAAGUAGCAAAUUACGAAUUAUUCAACCCCUCAAGUGGCUCCAGGGAUAAUGUUGCAAAAUCGCUUGUUGUAUUAGCGUAUGGAGAGUUCGGCCAUCAGAAGACGGAAGAGAUCAAAGAGCGUCUGAAGCACAACAAUGUUAAAACACUAGUGGUUAGCAUCGCCCAGGAUGAUUCGGACAGAGUCCAGGCGGACGCUAUUGCGGACGAGCCCGCAAACGCAAUGCACGUGAACUCCUUUGCUGACCUCGUGAAGGUCACAGGGAAGGUCGUCAAUAUAUCUUGUUAUGUUCCAGAAGCUCCGCUAAAGAAAAAGCUUCCUCAAGAACUCACCUGGCGCAGCUCGUACUCGCGGUUUGGUGUUCAAUAUUACAAUUCGAACAAUGGCAAGAACGUAGCUUUGGUAAAGCAGCCGCCAGUAGCACAGACCACCGUGCCAUCACAGGAAACGACAGCACAACAGAUGCUUAAGGCUGCCGCAGCAUGGCAGCAGGCCACAGGUCAAACCUUACAGUAUCAGCCAGCAGCACCAAGCGCCUACCAGACGCAACAGCCUACGGUACAGGCUACGGUACAGGCUACGGGACAGCAAGAAGUGGCAACGGAGCCGCAGACUGUACAGCCACUUGCAACAGGUGCAUACCAACAGCCAACAACUCAACCCGAGACGGGAAAUCAAUACCAAGCGGGCUAUUAUGGCGGUCAACAGAUGCAGGACAGUACUACCGCGUCAACAGCGGCACAGCAGUACACCACUCAGUCAGCUCCAACGGCUGCUCCUGCAACCGAACCUCAAGCCACAGUAGCACCACUAGCACAGACCGUCACAGCGCCUGCGCAAACUGAGGCGCCGACCCACACCGCCGGCCCGCCGCAGACCACAGAGCAAGCCACAACAAAUGACUACUGGCAGACUACUCAAGCGUAUAAUCAAGCCAAUGCGGCUUAUCAAGUACAAAACAACGCAGUGUUGAGUACUUUAACAACAACAGCUGGACCUACACAGUCUAUCGUGCCAGAAGUGCCUUACCCUACCUUGUCAACAGCGGCACAGCCCACACAAGCGCAAAAUCCGGCGCCAACCCCAGCACCCACACAAGCGCAAAAUCCGGCGCCAACCCCAGCACCCACACAAGCGCAAAAUCCGGCGCCAACCCCAGCACCCACACAAGCGCAACCUCCGGUGCCAUCCCCAGCACCCACACAAGCGCAACCUCCGGCGCCAUCCCCAUCACCCACACAAGCGUUGUUGCAAACAAUGGCCAAUCAGACACAGCCAGCUACUGCCACGGCCGAGCAGAAAUUUGUUUGUCCACAUGACCUCGAUAUUGUGGUUGCAUUGGACUCCUCAAGUGACGUCACAGCCUUACAAUGGGCACAUCAGAAAAACUUAGUCCGUCAGGUGCUUGGGCACUUUAAGCUCUCAGACAGCUCUACGCACACGGGUAUAGUGGCCUUCUCAACCAUCCCAUCCAUACAGAGUAAGCUGGAUGAGCUCAACGAGCAUGAUGACGUCCUAAAGUCACUGAACGUUCUUCCACGAGACUUGGGUAACAGAAACCUGGUCAUCCUCCUAGAAAUGGCUAAAUUCGAAGUGUUUACCGCCUCGGGAGGAAUGCGCGCUAACGUACCAAAGGUCUUCCUGGUCACAACACUGGGAACCCAGAAAGACCAUAACACCAAUGCCGAAAAAAGCCUACAGUCCUUCUCCAAGCAGCUACAGUACAGUGGUGUCCAGGUCGUAGCUGUGGGUACGGACCAGGUACCAGAGAGCGACCUCAUCGACAUGGCAACAAGGCCGGAUUACGCACUCAGAGUUAGCUCACUGCAAGACAAGGACGAGCCGACCAAAGUCGCAAAAGUUGUAUGCCAUGUUGGAGCACUGCACAAGUUCCAGAACCCACAAGGACCAACUGAGUCCGCAUUACACGCAGCUCAGACAGCAGCUGCUGCCAACCAGGUCAUGCACGACCAGCCGCAACGACUACUUCCUAAUCCAGUCGAACGAAAAGCAUUCGGUUUCCAGUGCCAGCCUGUCUUACAUUACGGCUUCGACAAACUGUGCUCUGGCACCGUCUAUGAUGAGUCUGGCAUGGGAAAUAACGGCAGGAUAGUUGGUAACGCCCAACACAGGGCUGGGGCACUAGACGACCAAGGACUCGACCUGUCUCAAGCCACAAUUCAGCUGGAUGGCCAAAAUUUCCAAGGUAAACCUACAAAUGCUCUAACCUUGGCGACUUGGGUGAACGUGAAGGACGUGUCUGGAGUGAAAGAGAUCUUCGCAACACAAAACUCGGGAGAGGCUGAUAAGAAGGGACAGUACCACUUUGAGAUAUUGGAUCAAGGAAAGAUUCGAUUCUUCCAACGAAACGAGGAUAAGGUAGUUUACGGUAAAACAACCAAGCCGAUUAUUCAGCCUAACCGAUGGACACAUAUCGCGGGCACAUACGACCCUGUCACCAGGGACGCCACGGUGUACGUGAAUGGCGAAGCCGUGCGUGAGUACGAGAGCACGGAGUCCCAGCAAACGGACACGUUCAGCAUGGACUGGAAUAACGAGGCUCAAAUUGGCAACCACCAGGACGGGACUAGGACCACACGGCAGUUCCAGGGAGCCAUGGAUGAAUUCUACAUGUUCCCGUGCGCGCUGCCAUCAGCAGAGAUCAGGAAGCUAAAAGACACUCGAACUAUGCCUAAGCAUCCUGGCGCGUUCCCGGGCGCUAAGCGAGAGGUGUGGCGUCACGUACCGGGUUCCACCAUCAGCGACAUGGCGGUGGACAAGAGCUAUCCUAGACAUCCCACCGAAAUGACGAUCAUGCCAAGUUUCGCGGCGCCUGAGAACGACGGCACCGAUUACGGGAGUCGCAUCAGUGGUUACUUCGUGGCACCUUAUACUGGAACUUAUUCGUUCACCCUUACCGCAGACGAUGAAGCGGAGUUGUUCCUUAGUGAUGGGGCACCACACAUAAGCAAAAACCUGAUAGCGGCAGUCAAGGUUCCGGAUUACGAAAACAAACCAGCCAAACAGACAUCUUCUAAGGUGAACCUGGAAGCCGGUAAAUUCUACUGGAUGGAGGCCCUCCAUAAACAGGGCAAAUCGCACGACGCCCUCACGGUCGGGUACAAUCUUCAGUGCCCUGCGACCUUGGCUGAGUUAACUAGUAGAGCUAGCAUCCCCGCAAGCAGUCUGCAAUACAAGAUUCCAAGGAGCUGUGCGGAGAUAAAAAAGAUGUGGUCUGGUUAUCAAGACGACGAGUACACCAUCCAGAUGAGCCCACAGUGCGAACCAGUGCGGUUAUUCUGUCACGGCAUGCGUACUGCCAAACCCCAGGAAUACAUUACCCUGGACUCGGGACCGGAUAAGAACUACGCCAGCUUCCAUCGCGAGCGUCUGUUGAACUAUGAGUCGUGCUCAGGGAAGACUAACCCAUCGCCACAGCUGACAGAGAAAUACUGGGGAACAUCAAGGUUCAACAAGAUCCGCAUCGACCCAUCAAGCGGACUUAUCCAUCGUGAUGAUUUCACCUUCUCCUUCCAUACGGGUAACCCGGUCAAGUACGGUCGCGCGGGGGACUGCUUCUCUGCCGCGUCCAAAUGUCACAAGGGAAGAUUCAAUAUCGAUCUAACAGGAACCGGUCUGCGCGUGCGUAGUGACAUUGAAUGGGAACAAUGGGGCAGUCCUAAGAUCCCACAUCGAUUACUGAGCUACCGCAAGUCAGACGACGGCACGAAGGUGUUUGGAGAGUGUGGGGGAUCGUGUGGUGGCUGCACGCCCAAAAAUGAACGCCUGUACGUGGAGCCCGCUAGAUGUACCAAGCCUAACCAGCAAGCAGGUAUAGCACGUAACAGUAUCCCUAAACCAAAGAACACAAAGUCGAAGAUACCACAGCAAGGCCACAUCACUACAUUCUAUAAAUCAGAUAAUGGACUUGAUGAAAGCGAAAUGGAAGUGAUUGGUCACGUACUCAGGAAGAAACGGCAAGACAAGAGAGCGCUAGCUGAGAGAAUAAGGAAAUUCAAGAGACACUUAGCCAGGAGACAUAAGUAGACUUUUUGGUGGAAAUGUAGAGUUAUAUUUUUAUGAAAAUGUUAUGAAAAGAUAUUUACAGUUCAUGUGGAGAUUGCUAUGCUUGACAUGACUCAUGUCAAAAAUAUACAACUUUUGGCAAGUGAACUUCAAACAAGGGCAAUUCAAACUGCCUGCAAAUAAAGAGAUGGGUUUUUUAAACCACUUGUAAAUAUAAAGCAACAAAAUCUUGGAGGUCUCUUGUCUUACAGAAGAGAAUUCACUCACUUUUGCAUACCAAUUUUAUAUUCUUCUAAGAUUCUGUUUCUUUUAUCAAGAUGGAAAAACAAUUACAAACUUGGUAAUAAGUGAAAAAAUUCAUAAGCUUCAAGACUUCUAUAGAAAUAAAUAUGCAAAUUUACCUGUGGUGAUAGGAGGAGCUGUCCCCUAGAAAAAUCACGAUAUAAGUUUCAAUAAAUCAGUAAAGAUCUGGAGUCCCAUCUCCCUCUCCAAGGAAGCUUGGUUGCUCUUGCUCCUGAACAUGUUCAAAAAUAAGUUUAAAUGUUGUCUUUUUUAUGAUCAAAACAUUUACUGUAACAGUGUGCUAUAAAAGAUGUAAUUGCGAGUAGGAAUACUGUAACAGUGCGCUAUAAAAGACAUAAUUGAGAGUGGGAAUACUAAUAUUUCAAGGGAAAGAAGGAGUGUGCUUCCUAAAUAUCCAUGUGUCUUCUGGAAUGUAAAGAUUAAUAUUAGGAUACACUUAAAUAAUUAUUUAGGGAAAUAUUUAUUUAUUACAGAGAAUUAUCAAUCAAAACAGAGUAUUAUAUGCAGAUCUCAUUUAGUAGAAAGAAACUGUAGUAAAUGGUGAUGUUGUCAACUACAGUAUACAAUUGUAUUGAAUAAAUGCAAUUUUUAAAGAA
Nematostella vectensis (starlet sea anemone) is the source of this 15212-nucleotide messenger RNA. RefSeq lists its product as uncharacterized. The transcript has 67 exons. NCBI's taxonomy places the organism in Eukaryota, Metazoa, Cnidaria, Anthozoa, Actiniaria, Edwardsiidae. The record is from RefSeq and is a predicted model, not a curated record. Gene Ontology annotation, molecular function: metalloendopeptidase activity; protein binding; zinc ion binding. Bases 253 to 14334 code for a protein of 4693 amino acids.